Molecule: messenger RNA, 1946 nt
Organism: Catharus ustulatus (Swainson's thrush)
Lineage: Eukaryota; Metazoa; Chordata; Aves; Passeriformes; Turdidae
Gene: SLC35A2
Product: solute carrier family 35 member A2
Exons: 5
Coding region: 1-1089 (362 amino acids)
Biological process (GO): pyrimidine nucleotide-sugar transmembrane transport
Cellular component (GO): Golgi membrane
Molecular function (GO): UDP-galactose transmembrane transporter activity
Source: RefSeq, a predicted model, not a curated record
AUGGCGGCCCCGGGGACGGCGGACGGCGGCGGCGGCUCCGGCGACUCCGCGGGGCCCGCGACGGUGUCGCGGCGGGUGAAGUACGCCAGCCUGGGCGUGCUGGUGCUGCAGAACGCGUCCCUCGUGCUCAGCAUCCGCUACGUGCGGACCCUGCCCGGGGAGCGAUUCCUGCCCACCACGGCCGUGGUGAUGGCCGAGGCCAUGAAGGGCAGCGCCUGCCUGCUGCUGCUGCUCAUCCAGCACCGCGGCAGUGUCCGGCAGACGGCGGUGACGCUGCACGAGGCCGUGGUGGGACAGUUUGGGGACACUCUGCGCCUGGCUGUCCCCUCCCUGAUCUACACCCUGCAGAACAACCUGCAGUACGUGGCCAUCUCCAACCUGCCCGCGGCCACCUUCCAGGUCACCUACCAGCUGAAGAUCCUGACCACGGCGCUGUUCUCGGUGCUGCUGCUGGGCACGGCGCUGUCGCGGCUGCAGUGGCUGUCGCUGGCGCUGCUGUUCGCGGGGGUGGCGCUGGUGCAGGCGGAGCAGGCCCGGGCCGUGCCCUCGGCCGCGGCUCUGUCGCCGUCCCCGGGCCCCGAGGCGCCGGCGCAGAGCUACGCCGUGGGGCUGGCGGCCGUGGCCGCCUCCUGCCUGUCCUCGGGCUUCGCCGGCGUUUACUUCGAGCGGCUCCUCAAGCGCUCGGGCGGCUCCAUCUGGGUGCGCAACGUGCAGCUGGGCGCCGUGGGCACGGCCGUGGGGCUGGGAGCGAUGCUGGCCGCCGAGGGCCCGGCCGUGGCCGCGCUCGGCUUCUUCUACGGCUACAACGGCGCCGUGUGGGCCGUGGUGGUCAACCAGGCGGCCGGGGGGCUGCUGGUGGCCGUGGUGGUUCGCUACGCCGAUAACAUCCUCAAGGGGUUCGCCACGGCGCUGUCCAUCCUGGCCUCCACGGCCGCCUCCGCGCACCUCUUCGGGUUCCGGCCCCGCGCGCCCUUCCUGGCCGGCACCGCCAUGGUCCUGGCGGCCGUGGUGCUCUACGGGCGGCCCCGGGGAGCCGGGGGGCGCAGCCAGGACAGCGGCAAGUCUCCCAACAAGGACAAGGGCACCUGACGGCACCCAGCGACCCCUAAAGAAUCCAUAUGGACCCUCCCCUUCCCCCCUGUCCCUAUAGGGGCCAUAUGGAUCCUUCAGUCCCUAUAGGGCCCAUAUAGAGCCCUCAGUCUCUAUAGGGGCCAUAUGGACACUCCUGGUCCUUAUAGGGCCCAUAUGGACACCACCCCCUCUCUGGGGGCUAUAGGGACCACUGACACCCCCAGGUCCCUAUAGGGUCCAUAUGGAUCCCUCCUCCCCCCCAUCCCUAUAGGGAACUCAGGGACACUCCUGGUCCCUAUAGAGCCCAUAUGGACCCCUCAGUCCCUAUAGGGAUCAUAUGGACACUCCUGGUCCCUGUAAGGGCCAUAUGGACACUCCCCCCCCUAUGGGGGCUAUAGGGACCACUCACACCCCCAGGUCCCUAUAGGGCCCAUAUGGACCCCUCAGUCCCUAUAGGGAUCAUAUAGACACUCUUGGUUCCUAUAGGGCCCAUAUGGAUUCUCCCCCCUCUCUGGGGGCUAUAGGGACCACUCACAUCCCCAGGUCUCUAUAGGGCCCAUAUGGACACUCCUGGUCCCUAUUAGGGCCCAUAUGGAUCCCUCCUCUCCCCCGUGCCUAUAGGGAACUCAGGGACACUCCUGGUCCCUAUAGCAGCCAUAUGGACACUCCCCGCCUCCCCCGGGGGCUAUAGGGACCGCUCGCUCCCCCCGGGUCCCUAUAGGGCCCAUAUAGACACUCCCCGCCUCCCCCGGGGGCUAUAGGGACCGCUCGCCCGCCCCGGGUCCCUAUAGGGCCCAUAUGGACACUACCCCGGGUCCCUAUAGGGCCCAUACGGCCCCGCCGCGCGGUUUUUGGUGUCAAUUAAGACGAUUUUG